AUGACACUCCUAAAACCCCACAGCCCUAAAGAGCAUCCCGACAACCCCGCAGGGCGCCCAACCCAAGCAGCAAACGCCCCCAAAACAUGCACCCAAUGCGACUGCCUGACAGAUUACUCUCCACUAGGGAAAGGAUAUGACCAAACCAAAGAGGUCCUCGACGGGUACCGUAGCUUCUGCUUCCAUGAGCCAUGCGAGAGAUGCUCCCGGGUCCCGGAUCACACACCCCGACUGUGCGAAGGAUGCGCGCACAUGAGACUAGGGCAUAUCAUGCGAUGUGGGAUGUACGAAGAGCCAUCUGCAAGGUGGAAAAGCGAGGAUGCAAAUCGGGAAGCUGUAAAUAAGAUGGGCGUCUGCUGUCUGCGACUCUCUCUGGGUACCGUCAAGGGGUUGCAAGAGAGAGCGGAACGGUGCAGUAUCUGCAGCAUGUUUUCCAGCGCUGCAGAGCAGAUCGGCGAUUUUGACGAUGAUGCAAUUGCGGAAGUGGUGAUCUACUCAUUUAGAGAGUAUUUUAAGAUGAAGGAAGAUAUAGCACUUACUGUCUGCUUCAAGGAUGAGUGUACUCAAGACUCAGAAGGAAACAAAUGGUAUGGCCGCGGCCAGUUUGCUCGUUUCCAUGCCGGGAUGGUUGGCACUGCCACUGGGGAUCAGUUGGUUCAGCUACGAAGCCCUCCGCCAGCAGUGCAGUGGGACAAAGUCUCUGGCUGGUUAGAACAGUGCCGCCUGAAAAAGAGAUACAUGUGUCGACAGGAAAUCCUCGAUCCACAACCGCUCGGAUUCCGACUGAUCGAUACUCUCAAAAAAUGUGUCUUGCGAGCUCCUCCUCGCUGCCAAUAUGCCGCCUUGAGCUAUGUCUGGGGAGGCGGCUCUGGGCCCGACCUCGAAGCAACAGCGGAUAACAUCGCGACUCUUGAACAGGAAGGCUCUUUGCUCCAGUCUCUCCCACAAACCAUUGAAGAUGCGAUCUUCGCCUGCGCAAAGCUGGGAGUCCGUUAUCUGUGGGUCGACCGCCUCUGCAUCUUGCAGGAUGAAGGCUCUAAGGCCGAGAAGAUGGCCCAGAUCCACGCCAUGGGUGAUAUUUACCGCUGUGCCCUCGUGACUCUGGUUGCCAUGGCAGGCGAGGGAGUCGACUAUGGGCUGUCCGGGGUUUCGAAACGAGAGCGUCCAGCGCCGUGGAUAACCCAGAUCGGCGAGGCGCACAUUCUAAGGUCGCCCCCGACAAGCCACAUAUUCAUACAGCGCGCAAAAUGGUACACGCGAGGUUGGACCUACCAAGAGUCCAAGCUGUCCUCUCAUGAGUUGAUGUUCACUGACAUCGGAGUAUUUUAUGACUGUUCGAAGGAAAACGCUGAAGUUGAAGACGAGCUGAUGCAGGACUCUGCGAAGAUGGGAGACGAAUCGAACUACCAGCAACAGGUCAAGGCGUUCACCAAGAGGUCGCUCACCUUCGAAUCGGACAUCCUGUACGCCAUGUUGGGUGUAUUAAACUCGCUGUAUGGGUCCGACCAUCUGUCCGGCAUCCCGGUAAGGGAAUUCGACCAUGCUAUCCUAUGGAUGACCGCCAACGGGUCCCUCCAGCGUCGGCUCCCGCCCAACGGAGAGGUCUUCCCUUCAUGGGCCUGGUGCUCCGCUCGAGGUCCCAUCACGAUCCCCGAUCAAGGGAACCUCAGUAUUACCAUUGCCGCAGAAUCGUUCGCACUCUGGACCAUGGCCGGGUCUCUUGCCACCUGGGCCGUUGCUUCAGACGGCACUGCCACAGAUGGGCUACGCAUCUUGAACCCCAGUUUCAAAGACCCGGCCAACGACACAUACGACCAGAACUAUCGACAUUUUGCCGAACUGGCCAUAAUCACAGCCUGGAGGGAGGGUUGUUAUCCGAGCCGACCACCCCCUGAGCUCAGUGCCAGCGCGAGCUGGGACGAAUCUCUCAAAUUAGUGACUUCGAAAUGGACAUCCCUCCCCACCCUGGCACUGGAUGCUCUUGGGGUCGGGACUCACCCACCGCAUGAUCCGGCUCGGACCACAAUCUGCGACGGACUAGACAUUGAAGUCGCAUCUCAACCCGGCCGAGUCAUCGCUUACUCUCAAGCCCUAUCGCUCCACGUGGUCCCACCAACAGGUUCAAACGGCUACUUCUGUCUCCGGACCGAGACUGGCAACGUCGCUUUCGUCGCUCCCCGUACCGCAGACGAGCAACAGCUCCGCGAUGGUCCUCAGACACUGGACGUGUUUGCGCUGUCCCUCGUGUAUGCGUGCGCCGAGGAUCUAGAGCACAGUGACUUCCGAACGAGUGGGUUUAUGGACGACCCCACCGUGCUCCGCUGGCCUGAUGGGAAGGGAUCUCCUCUGCGUGGAGACUCCCCGAUCGGUAUCGAGUCGGACUUUACGUUCAUCGUGAAUCUUAUGGUUGUCGCGACGCGAGACGGGAUCAGUACGCGAGUUGGAUUGGCGCGGACUUUUCUACGGACGUGGGUGCAGGCUGGGCCUCAAUUUCAGCGGUUUAUCAUUGAAUAA
This is a messenger RNA of Aspergillus campestris IBT 28561, 2514 nucleotides long. Its product is annotated as HET domain-containing protein. The transcript is spliced from 2 exons. The coding region runs from base 1 to 2514 and encodes 837 amino acids. NCBI's taxonomy places the organism in Eukaryota, Fungi, Ascomycota, Eurotiomycetes, Eurotiales, Aspergillaceae. The record is from RefSeq and is a predicted model, not a curated record.